AUGACUUCCACAACUACUAUUUUCGUUUCCGGUGCUAACGGAUAUAUUGCUCAACACAUAGUUAAGCAACUUCUUGAACAGGGACAUACUGUCGUUGGAUCAGUUAGGUCUGCCAACAAGGGAGAGUACCUUAAAGAAUUAACCCAAUCGAACAAGUUUUCCUAUGAAGUAGUUAGUGAUAUCAGUGCACCAGGUGCAUUCGACGACGCACUCAAGAAACACCCCGAUGUUACUGUAUUUAUUCAUACUGCCUCCCCAGUGACAUUCCAAGCUGAUGAUAUCGAACGGGAUAUCAUCCUCCCUGCCAUCCAAGGAACCAAGAAUGCCCUUACCGCAAUCAAAACCUAUGCUCCUCAAGUUGGUCGAGUUGUCAUCACUUCUUCCUUGGGUGCUGUUUUUGGGUUUGAUGAAUAUUUCGAAAAGGAUAAGGUUUAUGAUGAAGAUAGUUGGAAUCCAAUCAAAUACAAAGAAAGUUUACUCAAUGCUAGGAAUGGAUACUAUGGAUCGAAGAAGUUUGCUGAAUUGGCCGCGGUUGAAUUCGUAGAGAAUGAGAAGCCAAAGUUUGCUAUCUCAUUCGUUAAUCCCCUGUUCGUCUUUGGUCCUCAGGCUUAUGCCAUCAAGGAUAAGAACCAAUUAAACUUGUCGGCUGAGGUUGUCAACAAGGUUUUGAAGUUAAAACCUACCGAUAAUAUCCCAGUGUUUGCUGGUAGAUUCGUUGAUGUUAGAGAUGUCGCUCGGGCACACCUUAUUGCUUUUGAAAAGGAUGAAGCUAUUAAUAAGAGAUUAUUGAUGAUUACCAGUCUUGCUAGUAAUGAACAGAUUGCUUAUUAUAUCAACAGACAUUUCCCCGAGUUGCCUAUUCCAAGAGGUGACUUGAAGAAGAGUGAAGAACAACUCAAGGGUUCUCACAAGUAUGACAAUUCAAGAACUAAAGCCCUUGUUGGAUUUGACUUUAUCUCUCUUGAAGAUUCAGUUGUUGAUUCAGUUCAACAAGUUUUAGAUACAAAGUAG
This is a messenger RNA of Spathaspora passalidarum NRRL Y-27907, 1011 nucleotides long. RefSeq names its product SDR family oxidoreductase. The coding region runs from base 1 to 1011 and encodes 336 amino acids. NCBI's taxonomy places the organism in Eukaryota, Fungi, Ascomycota, Pichiomycetes, Serinales, Debaryomycetaceae. The record is from RefSeq and is a predicted model, not a curated record. The transcript has a single exon. Gene Ontology annotation, molecular function: oxidoreductase activity, acting on the CH-OH group of donors, NAD or NADP as acceptor.